Molecule: messenger RNA, 363 nt
Organism: Hevea brasiliensis (rubber tree)
Lineage: Eukaryota; Viridiplantae; Streptophyta; Magnoliopsida; Malpighiales; Euphorbiaceae
Product: cold shock domain-containing protein 3-like
Exons: 2
Coding region: 1-363 (120 amino acids)
Molecular function (GO): nucleic acid binding; zinc ion binding
Source: RefSeq, a predicted model, not a curated record
AUGGAAAGGGCACCUUUAAAGGGAUCAGAGGAAAAGGAGAAGGGUGGAAAGACUACUGGUCAAGCUCCUGAUAGUGGAUCAGGAAAGAGGAAACACUUUGGGGGAUCCAAUUCUCGCAAGUCUGGUAGAGUACAUGGAGGGGUCUAUUACAAGGCUAUUGGAGCCUGCUAUAAUUAUGGUGAAACUGGCCAUUUUGCCAGAGAUUGUGUGAGUGCUUGCAGACCUACGCCAUCUACUACAGCUGAAGGCUCAGUUCAGAGUUCUGCCUCCAGAGGUUCACAGACAGUUAGCGGAGGCCGAGGCCGAGGCAGAGGCAGGGGUAGUACCUUUGGUAGUCAGGCCAUAGUCAACCAGCCUGAAUAG